UUUGUGAGGUCACUCAGGGCCGCUGUCACUCUCCUGUUGACAAAGCUCAACAUCCCCCUCUACAGGGCGUAUCAGUACGGUGUUUACACUCGGGAGCUGCUGCAGUUUGGGGAUAAGAUGUCCAUGCUGCUCCUGCUGCCCCCUAGUGAAGACUUCAGUUCUAGCUACUGGCCCCUAGUGGGCACCAAGGAGACAGGCCUUACAAUGCCACUGCAGAUCUUUGAGCUGGUGCACUUCUGGACGUACGAGCAAGACUUCCUGUCUCAGUACUGUCAGGUCUGGGUUCGGUUGGAGCUGGACGCCCAUCUGUCCCAGCAGGCUUUGCGAGAAGCUCUGGACACGAAGGAGGUGCAGGAGGCCAGAGACCGCCUUGGUCACAUCACUCAGCUCUCACAGGGUCUUGAGGUGGUGUGGCGUGAGGCCCGGUGGAUCAUGGAUGUCCUGCAGUGUGUCCGCUCUAAACAGUGGGUGGGGGCGGUGCCUCUGGGCCUGGUCAUGGGAGGAGACCCACCUGCCUGCCCAGAUGAUGAGGAGGAUGACAGGCCUACCACCAGAGUCUGGCCCCAGCGCAUACUCUCUCAAAAUAAAAUAUCAGAGAGCAUUACCUGUACUGUUACAGAUGUUGGUGUCAGCAGUGGGAUCUCUGAGCCAAUAUGUAUCCCGGGGGUCCAUGAAAAGGCUGUGGGUUUAAUUGAGGGGGCUAGCAAAGGGGGGUACCCCGUGGACCUCAGUGCCCAACAGCCUGUUGUGGCGUUCAACAGCCUGGACCAGUCAGGAGUUGGGUUCGACAGUGUGGCCCAAUCAGAAGUGGUAUAUCAUAACAUUAUGGCCCAAUCAGAAGUGGCAGAUCAUGACAUUGUGAACCUGCCAGCUGCCUACAGUGGAGAACUGGAGUAUCCUCACAGUUUUGUCAGUGAUGUGAUCCCGCCUCUACCAGAAGUGGACAUCAUCUUCCCCACACUGAGUCUGAUAGAUGAAGAGAGGAGGAGGACCCUGUACCUGGGAGGAUGGAUAUGUUUGACAGUUUAA
Oncorhynchus gorbuscha (pink salmon) is the source of this 1029-nucleotide messenger RNA. RefSeq lists its product as uncharacterized. Bases 118 to 1029 code for a protein of 303 amino acids. Gene Ontology annotation, biological process: regulation of establishment of bipolar cell polarity; establishment of mitotic spindle orientation. Lineage: Eukaryota; Metazoa; Chordata; Actinopteri; Salmoniformes; Salmonidae. The transcript has 5 exons. Gene Ontology annotation, cellular component: spindle. The record is from RefSeq and is a predicted model, not a curated record.